This is a messenger RNA of Alexandromys fortis (reed vole), 1382 nucleotides long. Its product is annotated as cytochrome P450 2B1-like. The record is from RefSeq and is a predicted model, not a curated record. Gene Ontology annotation, cellular component: intracellular membrane-bounded organelle; cytoplasm. Gene Ontology annotation, molecular function: arachidonate epoxygenase activity; oxidoreductase activity, acting on paired donors, with incorporation or reduction of molecular oxygen, reduced flavin or flavoprotein as one donor, and incorporation of one atom of oxygen; iron ion binding. The transcript is spliced from 6 exons. Gene Ontology annotation, biological process: xenobiotic metabolic process; epoxygenase P450 pathway. The annotation marks the transcript as partial. NCBI's taxonomy places the organism in Eukaryota, Metazoa, Chordata, Mammalia, Rodentia, Cricetidae.
GUGCACUCUUGGACCCCACCUUCCUCUUCCAGUGCAUCACAGCCAACAUCAUCUGCUCCAUUGUCUUUGGACAGCGCUUUGAUUACAAAGACCGCCAGUUCUUGCACCUGCUGGACCUGUUCAAUCAGAUCUUGUCACUCAUCAUCUCAUUCUCCAGCCAGGUGUUUGAGCUCUUCUCUGGUUUCUUGAAGUACUUUCCUGGUGCCCACAAGUAAAUCUUCAGAAAAGCACAAGAAAUCCUUGAUUACAUAGGCCACAAUGUGGAGAAACACCAGGCAACUUUGGACCCCAACAAUCCAAGAGACUUCAUUGAUACCUACCUUAUACGCAUGGAGAAGGAGAAGUCCAACCAACACACGGAGUUCCAUCACCAGAACCUCAUGAUCUCCGUGCUGUCUCUCUUCUUUGCUGGCACCGAGACCAGCAGCACCACGCUCCGUUAUGGCUUCCUUCUCAUGCUCAAAUAUCCCCAUGUUGCAGAGAAAGUCCAAAAGGAGAUCGAUCAGGUGAUCGGCUCACACCGCCCACCAACCCUUGAUGACCGCAACAAAAUGCCUUACACUGAUGCUGUCAUCCAUGAGAUUCAGAGAUUUUCAGAUCUUGGCCCAAUUGGAUUGCCACACAAAGUCACCAAAGACACUUUGUUCCGAGGGUAUCUGCUCCCCAAGAACACUGAAGUGUACACCAUCCUGAGUGCAGCUCUCCAUGACCCACGGUACUUUGAACAACCAAAUGCCUUCAAUCCUGACCAUUUCCUGGAUGCCAAUGGGGCUCUGAAGAAAAGUGAAGCUUUUAUGCCCUUUUCUACAGGAAAGCGCAUUUGUCUUGGCGAAGGCAUUGCCCGCAACGAAUUGUUCCUUUUCUUCACCACCAUCCUCCAGAACUUCUCUGUGUCCAGUCCUGUGGCUCCUAAGGACAUUGACCUUAGGCCCAAGGAGAGUGGUUUGAACAAUGUGGCCCCAACAUACCAGAUCCGCUUCUUGGCCCGCUGACUGGGAUGAGGUGUCUGGGUGUCCCCACUCCCUGUUGAGAAUGGCCACAUCUUUCUUCCUCUGUGAGACCUGCUGCAAACCAGGCUGUAGGUCACUGCUUAAACCGUUCCACCUUACUGCAGCUUCUGCAAAGCUCCGAGGUGUGUUCUUCUGCCCUGAGUAUGGCACUGGAGAAAUCAGUCAAUGUCUUGCUUGAUGUGUGAACAGACUUCCUGAGGCCACAUCUCAUGCUGAAUCAGUCCCCUCUUGCUCCUAACAGCCAUAGUCACCAUGUAUCAGUUUCCGGUGCCCUAUGAUCUACACCAAUGGACUCUGUAUUUGGUCUAAUUCUAUGUCUAUGGACUUGCCUAAUAUGUAUGGUUCACAUAAACAGAGUCGUGUAGUGUGUGA